AUGUUGAGCGUGGUCUGCGCGCUGUUACCGGAUGACCCUUACGAGUUCAUGACGAACCAUGUCGCGUCAAACCGUCCUGCCCCACCUCCGCCGGAGAGCGGCCAGCUGGGCAGCGGCGCAUUGUGGGUACUGCUCCCGGGUGGAGAUCCCCAGUGUGCGGAACACUGGAGAUUGCGGCGCUGUUGGCUGACAGGCAGAGGCACACUCUGCGUCAGCACAUCUCCAGCGACAGUCCAGCAGGAUGGCAGCAAGUUGAUGUAUCGGGCGCCCGACAACAAGGCGCCGACGAGUUUUUCUGUGGAAGUGGGAAGCUCCUAUGGUGAGCUUUCGGAGGAUGAGGCUGCCCGCCCCUUUGGCUUCCAGGUGAAGAACAAGGGCUCCAGCCUGCUCCUCGCGGCCGGUUCGGAAGAGCAGCGGGAUGAGUGGUUCAACCUUCUUGGCCACUUCUCAGACCCCGAUCGCCGGAAAGGGCCGCCCCCAGCUGUUGGAAAGAUCCUGUCCCCGCGUGCCGAAGGACUUGGGGGCACACAG
Symbiodinium sp. CCMP2456 is the source of this 531-nucleotide messenger RNA. The record is from the annotation of a GenBank genome assembly. NCBI's taxonomy places the organism in Eukaryota, Dinophyceae, Suessiales, Symbiodiniaceae.